Messenger RNA from Ectocarpus sp. CCAP 1310/34, 789 nucleotides. The record is from the annotation of a GenBank genome assembly. Lineage: Eukaryota; Phaeophyceae; Ectocarpales; Ectocarpaceae.
AUGGGGGUGAUGGCGGCGCCUUGCGCGGCGGCGGGGGGGCUGGGGGCGGAGGAGGUGACGGUUACGCCGGAAAGCGACGGGGAGGAGCUCUUGAGCCUCUUCGAUUGCGAGGGCGGGGAGUUCAACGUGUCCUGGUCGGGCGAGGUUGCCGUUCCAGGGACGAUUUACAUCGGCCGCGGGACGACGGUGCGCAUCUUCGGCGAGCCCGGCAACAGCAGCAGCGGUAGCAACGCCACCACGCCCAGUAGCAGGAGCAGCAGUGCCGCCGCCGGCGACUCGAGUGCUGCUGCUGGAAGCAGCGGCAGUUCUAGCACCACCAGCAGCAGCACAAGCAGCAGCGUUGAGAGAGACCAGGAGUGGGUGGAAGCGCUGUCGAAUAGGCUGCCCCUGCUGCCGAACGGCCUCACCUCCGUCGCGAUGGGAACCUUCGCGGCGGCCUCGACAACGACUGCCAGCAGCAGCGGCACAUCCUCGAGCGGCAACUCUUCCUCCUCCUUCCCCUCCAAUACGCAAGAGGGUGAAGAGGUCGAAACAACGACACCGACGGGACCGCUCUUUUUCGUCGAUGGCGGACAGCUCUUCCUCGACAGCCUAGCGGUCCGCGGGGGCUACACGUCCAACUCCAAGGGCUCGUUCACCUACACCGCCAGCACGGACGCCGCCGACGACGGUGCCAACAGCACAACCACCUCCGGCGUCAAUGAAACCGCCAUCGCCACCGUGGUGACCAGCGGAGGAGGCGUUCACGCCAUCGACUCCAACGUGACCGUCACCGGGUGCGAGUUUUGA